UGUAAUGGCUGCUGAGCCAAGGUUAGACGUAACAAGGAAAAAGAUUGGUAAACUACUUUUAUUUCAUGGCAGCAGUAGUCAAACCUCUGUAAUUGUUUUGAUAGAAAGAAAAUAUUUAACAACAACAAUAUUUUCAAGAACUGAUAGAGAUUCGAUGAAGAUGGUGAUAAUCGGAUCACCGCUACUUUUGGCUUUGGGUUUAUGUGCUCUCUUCAUCUUUGGUUUGAAAUUUUCAGCUCAAGCUCAGAAUCAAUCUCAGCCAACUACUGAUCCUGCCGAAGCAAGAGCAUUGAACUCAAUAUUUCAACGGUGGGGAAUAUCAGCACGACAAGACCAAUGGAACAUAAGUGGCGAGCCAUGCAGCGGAGCGGCCCUCGACUCUGACUCUACUGACAUUGAUAACACUGAUUACAACCCUUUCAUCAAAUGUGACUGUUCUUUCAAUGGCUCUACUUGCCACAUCACCCGUCUGAAAGUUUAUGCACGGAAUGUCGUGGGUGUGAUUCCAGAUGAACUUUGGUCUUUGACGUUUCUUACCAAUCUGAGGCUGGGCCAGAAUUACUUAACAGGUCCCCUUUCAGCUUCCAUUGGCAAUCUAACUCGAAUGCAGUGGCUGGACCUUGGCAUUAAUGCACUAUCAGGGGAGCUUCCAAAGGAAGUAGGACUGCUUACUGAUUUAAGAUCAUUUGCCAUUGGAACUAAUAACUUCUCUGGUCCUUUGCCAUCUGAGCUUGGCAACUGUUCAAUGCUACAACAACUUUAUUUUGAUGGUUCUGGUAUAAGUGGUGAGAUUCCUUCAACAUUCGCUAAUCUGCAGAACUUGGAUACAGUGUGGGCAUCAGACACUGAACUUACAGGGAGGAUACCUGACUUUAUAGGGAAUUGGUCAAAGCUUACUGUCUUGAGAUUUCAAGGAAACUCUUUUGAAGGUCCAAUACCUUCAACAUUUGCCAAUCUUACGUCUUUAACAGAGUUGAGGAUAAGUGGUUUAUCUAAUGGAGGUUCCCUAGCAUUUAUUAGGGAUAUGAAGUCCUUAAGUGUCUUAGAUCUAAGGAGCAAUAAUAUUUCUGAUACAAUUCCAUCCAGCAUAGGGGAAUACCAGAGUUUGACACAGCUGGAUUUAAGCUUCAAUAACAUAACUGGACAGAUCCCAGAUGCUCUGUUUAAUUUGAGUUCACUCACUUAUUUGUUUCUUGGAAAUAAUAAGUUGAAUGGUACACUGCCUGCAGAAAAGAGUUCAUCUCUUCGCAAUAUAGAUGUAUCGUACAACAAUUUAGCUGGGAGCUUUCCUUCUUGGAUCAACCAACCAAAUUUAUUAGUUAAUUUAGUUGCCAACAACUUUACAAUAGGACAGUCAAACAGCAGUGUUUUGCCAUCAGGGCUGAACUGCCUUCAACGGAAUUUUCCUUGCAAUCGAGGAUCUGGAAUCUAUUAUAACUUUGCAAUUAAGUGUGGUGGUCCACAGAUUACAUCAUCAGAUGGGACUCUGUUCGAGAGGGACAAUGAGACACUUGGUCCAGCAUCAUAUUAUGUUACGGACACUAAUAGGUGGGCAGUCAGUAAUGUUGGAUAUUUUACUGGGACCAAUAAUCCUCAGUACACUAUUACUUCCGCAUCUCAGUUCACAAACACCCUAGACUCAGAGCUAUUUCAGACAGCACGGAUCUCUGCUUCAUCACUAAGGUACUAUGGAUUGGGGCUUGAGAAUGGCACCUAUACUGUGAGGCUUCAAUUUGCAGAAACACAAAUUCUAGAUACUGAUAGAUGGGAAAGUCGUGGGAGGCGUGUUUUUGAUAUUUAUAUCCAGGGGAGUCUUGUUUUAGAGGAUUUUGACAUACAGAAGGAGGCCGGUGGGGUUUCUAGACGAGCAGUUAUAAAAGAGUUUAAGGCUCUGGUAUCAGAAAACUACCUUGAAAUUCAUCUGUUUUGGGCUGGAAAAGGGACUUGCUGUGUUCCAGCUCAAGGUACAUAUGGGCCGUCCAUUUCAGCAAUCAGUGCUUACCCAGAUUUCAUACCUACUGUUAGUAAUAAUGCUUCUACUAGCAAGAAGACUAGAACUGGCUUGAUCGUGGGGAUUGUUGUUGGUGUUGGAGUUGUAGGCCUACUGUUUGUUGCAGCAUUCUGCAUUUUUAGGAGACAAAGGGCCCGUAAGAAAGAUGAUGAAGAGCUACUAGGGAUAGAUGCUAAACCCUACACUUUCAGUUAUGCUGAACUAAGAGCUGCUACAGAGGAUUUCAACCCUGCAAACAAGCUUGGAGAGGGAGGAUUUGGGCCAGUCUAUAAGGGAAGACUUGAUGAUGAAAGAGUAAUUGCUGUCAAGCAAUUGUCUGUAGCAUCCCGCCAAGGCAAGAGCCAGUUCGUUACAGAAAUUGCCACUAUAUCAGCUGUGCAACACCGUAACCUCGUCAAAUUAUAUGGAUGCUGCAUUGAGGCAGAUCAGCGUCUCCUUGUUUAUGAGUAUCUGGAAAACAAAAGUCUAGAUCAAGCAUUGUUUGGUAUGAAGAUAGAAUCAAUGAAAUUAUAUGCUUUUCUUUCUAAGUCGGAAAGUUGGAAACAUAUUGGAUGUAUAGUUACAUAUGGCUUGCAUGAAGCAGGAAAAAAUUUGAACCUCAGUUGGUCAACACGGUAUGAUAUAUGCAUGGGAGUAGCACGAGGUUUAGCUUACCUUCAUGAAGAAUCAAGGGUUCGCAUCGUGCACAGAGAUGUCAAGUCCAGCAAUAUUUUGCUUGAUUCUGAUCUCACCCCGAAAAUCUCUGAUUUUGGUUUAGCCAAACUUUACGAUGAUAAUAAGACCCACAUAAGUACCCGUGUUGCAGGGACAAUCGGGUAUCUUGCACCAGAGUAUGCCAUGCGUGGACACCUUACAGAGAAGACUGAUGUGUUCGCCUUUGGCGUUGUGGCUCUAGAGAUUGUUAGUGGAAGACCUAAUUCUGAUUCAAGCUUGGUGGAAGAGCAGAUGUACCUUCUUGAAUGGGCUUGGCACCUGCAUGAAAAGGAUCAUGAAGUUGAACUUGCGGACUGUAAUUUAUCCGAAUUCAACGAGGAAGAAAUGAAGCGUGUUAUCGGAAUUGCUCUUUUGUGUACUCAAACAUCACCAAUGCAAAGGCCAUCCAUGUCUCGUGUGGUGGCUAUGCUUUCGGGAGAUGCUGAAGUGAGCAGAGUAGUUUCAAAGCCUGGAUACUUGACUGACUGGAAGUUCGAUGACGCAACUAGCUUUACGAGUAAUCUGGAAACUGGAGCAAGUGAAACCAACUAUGAUACCUCUAUAAGUACAAGCAUAGUAGCUGAUGCACAGAUUUCACCUGGAAAUGUUACUAAACCUAUGCUCGACGUUAUCAUUGGAGACGGAAGGUGAGAUUUUAGCCUUUAUCAUUAUUUUUGUGGCAUAAAUCUACACAAUUCAUACAUUCUUAAUUGUAAAUCAUCUAUAUAAUCAAAGAAUGUGAGCUGCGGCUGUUAUUAAUUUCAUUGUUAGAUUGGUUUUACUAUUAUUUCCUAAAUGAAAUUAGAAGUUUUGCAUUUGUUUCAUAUUGGCUGAGGGAUAUGGAGUUUUGGAUUAAAGUCAUGCACAAGUUGUCUAGCAACUAUUUACCACCAGAGAAGCUUCAAAAAUAUCGUAAGAUAUAUCAAAAACAAAUCAACAUUAAUUACUCUUUGAACAAAUGUGCCCAAAGUUCACACAACUAAAGAUUCUAUUUUAAAAAUGUGCCCAAAGAUGACGGCUGUGACUUUGAU
Messenger RNA from Durio zibethinus, 3735 nucleotides. Lineage: Eukaryota; Viridiplantae; Streptophyta; Magnoliopsida; Malvales; Malvaceae. The record is from RefSeq and is a predicted model, not a curated record.